GUAGUUUAUUCAACUGUCAAAAGUUUGAAUCUGUUGACGGUUGUGUUUUCAAACUUAUUAAAAUGGAUUUCACGCAAAGUAUUGAAAUAGUUUUGAAAAGUGAGAAAACCGGUUUAAAAACCACGAUAAUCCCCGUGGUGCAAAAAUUCUUGGAAAAGGGGAAUUAUUCGGCAAAUUCUUUAAUUUCCAAGUUUAAUAGGGAUGAAUUCUCGGUAUUACACGACGAAGUGCAGCAUAUUGUUAUCGGUGACAUCAAAAAUAAGGAUGAAAACAACAUUGAUUUCAUUAAUAAAGUUAAAUAUUACGUAUACACGUUGGAUACUUACGGAGAACUGGAACAAUACUCAGAUGAUAAUGAGUUGCUCUAUGGGAGUCAAUACAUACUCCCAUCGGCGGAGUUAUUUGAUAUAUGGGAGAAUUUAUACUAUGAAAGCAAUAUUAAAGAAAAUUUGCUUAAAUAUGCCCAUACAAUGAUGGAAUUUUCUGAUAAAGGUGUAAACUAUAACAUUGUGACUUGUAAUAGGGUUAUUUUGCUGCAUGGGCCUCCAGGAACAGGAAAAACUUCCUUAUCCAAGGCUCUAGCACAAAAACUGUCAAUUAUUAUGCAAGACAGGUACCCCCAGGGUAUUUUCAUUGAAAUUAAAACUGAUUGUUUAUUUUCAAAGUACUUUUCAGAGAGUGUUAAACUUGUCACCAGAAUGUUCAGAAAGAUACACGAGGUGAUAGAAAACUCCAAUAUGCUUGUCUGUGUUUUAAUUGACGAGGUAGAAUCUCUAGUGCAUGCCCGUGACUUGUGUACAGAUUCCGAUCCCAGCGAUUCAAUAAAAGUAGUUAACGCAGUUUUAACGCAAAUUGAUCAGCUCAAAAAACACCCGAAUGUGCUAAUAUUCUGCACUUCAAAUAUGACUAACACGAUAGAUGUUGCCUUUGUGGACAGGGCGGAUAUAAAACAGUAUUUGGGGUUGCCUAGCAUGAAUGCCACAUACAAAAUCUACCAUUCUUGCUUGGAGGAGUUGAUUAAGGCCCAAGUGAUUUUUUGCGAUAAAAACAUAGAGGAUGUUCAAAAUAUCAACAAAAAUGAAUGUAUGGAUGAGGUGAGCAAAAAACUGUUGGAGAUUUGCAAAAAAAGCGAAGGAUUGAGUGCUAGAUGUUUAAGAAAAAUACCUUUUAUAGCACACGCUUUAUUUGUCUGUAGUAAGUUUGUACAAAUCAACGAUUUUUUGGACGCCAUGGAGAAAGCUAUUGAUAGAGAACACGCGGAAAGAUCUUACUUUUGUAAAAGUUAGUUUUAAAAAUAAAAUUAAGUUAUAAUUUUAAGGAAUAAAUUUUUUAAG
Molecule: messenger RNA, 1334 nt
Organism: Brassicogethes aeneus
Lineage: Eukaryota; Metazoa; Arthropoda; Insecta; Coleoptera; Nitidulidae
Source: the annotation of a GenBank genome assembly